AUUACAGACGUCACGGACAAUCGCCCAUCUAGUCGUCUGUCACGUACCACGAAGACAACACGGCGUGUGUAUUGUUGUGUGCCCGGUCGUCAGGAGUGCGUCGGUGGGAUUUGAAGCCAGGACCUUCUAGUGGUGGUUUCCCCACCACAACACGGCCGCAAGAUAGCGGGGCACCGGAGCAUGUUCUGCUACCACUGCCCACCCUCGCUGCAUCCCUCCACGACCCCGAGGCUGCCGUCGCUGGACUACCCAUUCACCCCCACACACCCCUACACGAGCUACUCCUACCAUCCCGCCAUACACGACGACACAUUUGUGAGACGGAAGCAGCGCCGUAACCGGACAACAUUCACACUACAGCAGCUGGAGGAGCUGGAGAGCGCCUUUGCGCAGACGCACUACCCUGACGUAUUCACACGGGAGGACCUCGCCAUGAAGAUCAACCUAACCGAGGCACGAGUCCAGGUAUGGUUCCAGAACCGGCGGGCUAAGUGGCGGAAGGCAGAACGCCUCAAGGAAGAACAGAGGAAACGGGAGGAACAGGAGAGGGGAGGAGGAAUCUCGAAGCAAGACUGCAAGGACGGGACGGCGGCGCCCAGCGUCGGGAUAGACAAGGUUGAUGAUGUGGCCCGCAGUAGCCCCGAGGCAGAGCCGGCGGGAGGCACGCUGCUCCCGGCGCGCGAGCACGCCGACACGCCCGUCAGCUGCGCGGAUACCGAGCCCGAGUUGGAGUCUGAUACCGGCGAGCGAGCGGGUGACGGCCGAGACGCCGAGGACCCAGCGCCUAGCUACAGUCCGAGCGUAUCGGCGCCAGGGUCCCCGUCUCGCCCCUUGGUGGCAGGCGCCACCCCAGUCACGUCGUCCACUUCUUCGACGCCGACAAGCGUCGUGACGGAGCCCUCUAGUGGUCUGCGCCCCUCGGCCAAUCUACCCCCGUACAGUCUGUUCCCCAGCUUUGCAGAGAGUGGCGGAUUUAGACCGGUACUGGAAGCAAGUGGCGCUCCUCGCGGCACACCACCCAUUUUCUUCCCGCCGCAUCUGACGUCACAGUUCACACCACCGCUGUUCCCCGGACUUAAAGCGUUUCCUGGGCUGUGCUCGUGCUGCCCCAUCAAGCCCAUGACCACGCUGGGCGGUUCCCUGCUGGACCAGUCCACUUCGCAGUCCAAUGCGGACCAGCGGUCCUCCAGUGUGGCUGAGCUACGCAGGAAGGCCCAGGAGCACUCGGCGGCACUUCUGCAGAGUUUGCAACACGUGGCCAGCUUUCAGCACUUCCCGGUGGGACUGGGCCUCAACCUACCGCCUCUCUCCACACUACAGGCUCUCGCGAGGAAAACCGACGCUGCUGCCGCUGCGGCCGCUGUAGCCCUCACGUCCCCAGGGGCCGGCGGCACCUCGCCCUCCAGGGACGCGCAGCAGACGUAGAAGCAUUUGCCCAAAAACAUGUAGCAUAAAGUCGGUAUGUGCCUGCCAACAUGAGUGUCUCUAGCCUGUUGGCAGCUAGUUGCAUGUCUCCUUAGAUUUAGACGACCUGCAUGUCACCAGUUGUUGUAAAGUGUUGUUACUCUUGUCUGUCAUGUUACACAUAGGCACGGCCAAUAAAUCGAUCACUCAA
Cryptotermes secundus is the source of this 1615-nucleotide messenger RNA. RefSeq names its product paired mesoderm homeobox protein 2B (gene Drgx). The coding region runs from base 181 to 1425 and encodes 414 amino acids. NCBI's taxonomy places the organism in Eukaryota, Metazoa, Arthropoda, Insecta, Blattodea, Kalotermitidae. The record is from RefSeq and is a predicted model, not a curated record. Gene Ontology annotation, biological process: regulation of transcription by RNA polymerase II. Gene Ontology annotation, molecular function: DNA-binding transcription factor activity, RNA polymerase II-specific; RNA polymerase II transcription regulatory region sequence-specific DNA binding. The transcript has 9 exons.